CUUCAAAGGCCAGCCCAUCUGCCUGGGAUGCACUAAAGACUAUUGAGAAGCUUGCUGGGGUGUCCUCAGAGCGGAGACAAGGCUGUACUGAGAAGGACAUCGGCAGACUGUGCAGAUCGUCAACCCAGGCUCAGAAGAUCAACAUCCAGAAUGGCAACUGCAGGCACCUCAGGGCUGGGACGCAGGAAGAAGGCUCCUGGUCUCAUGGAUCAGAUUGGCAAGUUCUUUGGAGGGGAUAAAAAGAAAAGAGGGAAGGGUUCAUUCCGUGGUCACCUGUCUUCCUCACCCCCAAGACCUCAGCAUUCCUCAUCCCGACGCCGUGGAGACGUGAACCCUGUCGUUCAUUUCUUCAGGAGCUUUGUGUCCUCUCCUCGCCCUAAGUCAAGGUGGAGGGAGCUCUUUGGCCUGGCUUCACAGCCACCACGUCGCUCAGAGAGUGUCAGAUCACCCCACAGACGCCGCAGAGAACAAAACACACUCUCCAAAAUCUUCAACCUGGGAGAAAGUAGAUCUCGUUCUCCACCCAAACGCUGGAGCACCAUCUUCUGAGCCCUCGACUUGACACGGGAGACGAGCCGCAUAUGGGAAGAUAAAUUGAAAGAAUGAGAAGAAGGAAGAAAAGGAAAAGCAGAGGGUCUCUGCCUCACACUUUACUACAUGUUUAACAGACUAAUACUGGCCACCUCCGCUUAUUAAACAAUGAUACAAUCCUGCCAUUGGAAAUUAUUUCCCUACAGAGAGACAGGAAGUGUGUACUGGUGAGGUUCGUGUCAUGUGACAUCAGCCAUAUUACACAGGGGUUUGGCUCAUUGGCUUUAAUCAAUCUAUGAAUAAGUGUCUAUAAUUUAAAAUGCAAUAAUUUUUCACACAAAUUUGCAGGAGAAAUGCUAAAAAAUGCUCAAACUCCUACCAAACUCCUAUUUUCUACCAAAAAAGGCGACCUCCAUGACAGAACACUAAUUCACUUGCAUUUCAGAUAAGUAAUAAAAGCAAUAUAAGGCCACCUCAUACUUGAUUUUAAUUUAGAAUAUAGCUACACCUGUGCUCAAAAGUGUCUUUUUAUAUAAAAAAAAUGUUUUCAAUCACAUUGUCUUUUCUCCACGUGAAAUUUACAAUUUACAAAUGCAUAUAUAUAUAUAUAUAUAUAUAUAUCCAUUUAAAUUAUUCAGUAUAUUCCUUAAUCCAUAUAAUACUGUGAGAAAUUAUUCCAGGUUGUUUUAUGUAAGUGUAGUGUUGAUUUUUUUGGAUAUCGUGUGCGUUCAUCGUGGUGGUGUCAAUUGUCCUGUCAUGUAUAGUUUGUUUCUAUGUUUUAAAAUGAUUUGCAUAUAGAAAUCUUUUGGAUUGUCUUUUUCUGCCACUUAAAAAUGUCCUGAUAACAUUCAGUAUUGUAUAUUAUUAAUGCAUGACAAUAAAAAAAUAGAUUUGUAUAACAUUAAUUAACAGACAUGCAACACAUACUAAAAUACGUAAGUCUCUGAAGUGGUUUAGAGUCUUACUGAAAUGCCCUUCAAUUGCACUGAUGUAGUAAAAAUCUUCAACAAGUGGAAAUAUUAUUUACUUCUCAUUACUUUCAUAUACUAUAUCAAAACAAGAAAGGAUUAAAAAAAAAAAAUCCAAGAUGGCGGCGUUUCAAAGGUAGAGAAGGUGCUAGAGAGAAAAUGAAAAGUGCAAGACGGAAUUGAGAAAAGAAAGGAAAGAUAUCAAAAGGUUGGAAAGAAUAGAGAUGAAACGAGCAUGAUGGUCCUUAUAGCCUUCUGCUGAUUUAAUGUGUCUUUAUAUUGUGUUUUGUGUCUCAUAGAGCUUUCAUGCAUGUACUGUUUAUGAAUCAGUGCUGAACAUAUAAAUAAAUUUCUGUUCUUCUGCCCAUCGGCGCUGUAUACGUCCCAAAUGGUGCUACAGACUCAUAAUGCGGAGAAUAUUUUAUGUAAAAGUGGCCAGGUUUUUAAGUUCUGAUGUGUUUUAAUCAGUUGAUAAUUUAAAGUAACAACAAUAAAAAUUCCUAAAUAUA
Silurus meridionalis is the source of this 2008-nucleotide messenger RNA. It is a transcript of the gene mbpa, whose product is annotated as myelin basic protein a. Gene Ontology annotation, molecular function: structural constituent of myelin sheath. Gene Ontology annotation, cellular component: internode region of axon; neuronal cell body; compact myelin. Lineage: Eukaryota; Metazoa; Chordata; Actinopteri; Siluriformes; Siluridae. Gene Ontology annotation, biological process: myelination. Bases 151 to 549 code for a protein of 132 amino acids. The transcript is spliced from 6 exons. The record is from RefSeq and is a predicted model, not a curated record.